Peronospora belbahrii is the source of this 3504-nucleotide messenger RNA. Lineage: Eukaryota; Oomycota; Peronosporomycetes; Peronosporales; Peronosporaceae. The record is from the annotation of a GenBank genome assembly.
AUGUCACACUUUUUCCACAAACCUGAAAAUGCACUCAAACGUGCUCGUGAGCUCUUGGCUAUUCCAAAUGUUGAUGCAGGCGUAUUAAAACGAACGAAACACUCAGCGCUUGAGAUUUUACAUGAUGCAUUAAUUGCUAAAAAGAAUCGAACAUGGCAACCAACACAUGAAGAACUGAUGAUUUUAUAUCUGGAUAUUUGUUUGGAUUUACAAAUGGGACGUGUGGCUAAGGAUGGAUUGCAUCAAUACCGAAAUUUAUCGAUUCAGCUGAAUCCAGCAUCGCUUGAAACGAUUAUCAAGCACUUUGUAUCGGAGACGCAACGUAAACUCUCAGCUGCUAAGAAAGAGAGCAAUGAGCUUAAUUUAUUGGCUGCUGCCAUGGUUGAUUUGGAUGUUGCACAGACGCCAGAGGACGUGAUGUUAUCUACUACGACAUUUGAAGGAUCAAAUGAUCGCACUGACCGAGAGGUGGUGGUCCCUUGGCUGCGUUUCAUGUGGGAAACGUACCGUACUGUGCUGGAUAUUCUCAAGAGCAAUUCAAAGCUUGAGUCGCUGUACAAAGCCACAGCUAUGCAGGCUUUUGACUUUUGUGCCGAGUAUCAACGCAAGAUUGAGUUUCGUCGUGUGUGUGAAAUCAUGCGAAAUCAUUUAAGCGCUCUCCAGAAGCACAUAGCGGCACCUUCAAGUCAGUCGACCCGUCAGAUGCGUAGCUGGGACGGAUUUACGCUUGAGAGUGUGGAGCGUCUGCUGGAAUUGCGUUACCGUCAAUUGCAGGUCGCCACAGACCUUGAGUUAUUUUCAGAGGCCUUUCGCACGAUUGAUGACAUCAACAACAUUAUGAACUUGGUGGAGCAGACCCCGCGCGUAGACUUACUCGUCACUUACUAUGAAAAGCUCGCACAGAUCUUUCAAGUGUCAAAGAACUACUUGUUUCACGCUUACGCAUUGUACAAGUGGUACACCUUGCGUGUAACUGGUGUGCAGGGAGCUGCUGGCGCUCAGGCACUACAGGAACUGCCUGUGCUGGUGUCAGAGGAGGAACAAACGGAGAUGGCUACUCGUGUCGUGCUCGCUGCUUUGUCAAUCCCGCUGCUGGACUUCGAAGCCUCUUCUCCAGUAUUGGGCAACGACGAGCUCUCAUCAAUUCACAUGGCCACAGAAAGCUCGGUCUCCGCUGCUGCUCGUGACAAGAACUCGCGCAUGGCAGCCCUUCUAGGCUAUGCUACAACCCCAACGCGUGCUAACUUGCUUGAGGAAGUUGAAGCUGCUGGUUUGCUGUCCAAGGCUUCGACGGCCGCUAGUGAGAUAUUCCAGCGUGUUGAGCUACAGGCGGUGGACCCUCUGCAGAUUGUGAAGCAGCUGGAGCCGUUCCUGACAACGAUACGUGCUGAUCCAGUAGCAAAGGCUUAUGUUGAUGGAGUGGAGCGCCUUGUAGUGCGCCGCGUACUGUUUCAGCUUACCCGUGUCUACGCUAGUGUGACGAUCGCUCAUCUGCGCUCUAUUUUCGUUGGGCUUGAUGUUUCUUUCGAAGAAAUUGAAACUUUGAUUGCGCGAUCUCGCAGUCUGAGCACUGUUGCAUCUGCAAGUGCCCCCAGUCUGUCCAGCAUGUACCGGCGUAAUGUUACCCAGCACGGCAGUAAUAACGCCGAGACGUCCUCGGCUGACGCUGUAUCUUCCGCUCAGACGCGUACCAAGAUCCGUAUUGAUCAUGUGGAGCAGUGUAUUCGCUUCACUGACGCUGUGGACCUUGAAGCAAAUGCUGCCCAACUAACUCUUCUGGGUGAACGCCUAUUUCGUGUUAUGAGCAAGGUACCUGCUACCGCCACGGCCAUUACUGCUGCUCGCAACGAACAAAACAACAAGCUAUUUGCGGCAAGUCGUGCCCAACUGGAAAAGCUACAACAUGAGAAGCUUCAAUCUUUGGAGAAGAAGCGUCAGGAGUUUGCUCAGCGCCGCGCAGAGCUUGAGAGGGAGCGUUUGGUCCAGGAAGCUCGUCGUCGUGAUGCUGAAAAAAAGCAGAAGAUUCAAGACGAGAUAAAGCUGAAGGAAACUCGCCAGAUGCUUGACAAGCUUGGCCACACGGAUGUGAGUGACGUGGACCUGGCUACAAUUGACAAGGAAAAGGUAUUGAACGAAGCGAAAGAGAAGGCUUGCAAGGCUAAGGAACUUGCGCAGCAAAAGUUGCGCGAAAACGCGCGCCGCUUGGACUACAUUGUGCGUGCUACACGAGAGGAGGAACAGCCUAUAUUGCAGCGCCAGGUUGCAGAGGCCAAAGCUGAGGCUCUGAAGCGUUAUGAGCAGGAAGUGGCUGCUAAGCUGAAGCGCGCUAAGGAGGAGCAUGAAGAUGGUUUGAAGGAGAAGGCUCGCCUGGCCCCAGCUAUUGCGGUGAGUGCUGAGUUUGUAAAGGCUCACAAGGCUCGUCGGGUCGAGCAGUACAAGAAGGCGUCCGAGGAGCAGAAGAAGAAAGCGAUGUUAGAGCGUUUGAGCGCUCGCGUCGCCCACGCUAAAGAGCGUUACGAGGAGGAACAACGCCGUCUGCGUCAGGAAGAAGAGGAGAAGGAGCGUAUUCUUCGCGAAGAGAAGGCCGAGCGUGAGCGCCAGCGUCAGCUGGAGGUGGACGAAGAGCUUCGCCGCCAGGAAGCGGAAGAGACUGAAGCGCGCCGUAUCGCAGAGGAGAAGGAACGUGAGGAGAAGGCUCAGCGUGAGCGUGAGGAGGAGGAUAAGCGUGUCGAGCAACGAAGUCAAGGCCGCUUUGGCGAUGCUGGAGCUCGUGGUUUGUCCGGUGGUAUCCGUAGCACGUACCAUGGUCGUGACGAUGAUCGCCGUGAUCCUGACAAGGAUGAUGGCGAGUGGACACACGUUAACCGUGGCGGUUCGUCCAGUCGGGCGAAAACUGCUGCACCCGAAGGACUCUGGGACCGCCGUAAACCUUCGGUUCGCGAAACACUCGGCGACCGCGAUGCGCGUGAGGGCAGCGGCCCCCGUCGUGGCUUCGGUGGUGAUCGCGAUGAGAAUGAAGGUGGUCUUCGUCGUGGCUUUAGUAGCGGCCGUAGUGAGAACGAAGGUGGUCUACGUCGGGCUUUUGGUGGCGGUCGUGAGGAUAGUGGUUCGCACUGGGGUAGCCGCCGUGGUGGUGACCGUGAUGGUGAAAGCUCAUUCCGUCGUGGUAGUGACCGUGAUGGUGAAAGCUCAUUCCGACGCGGUAGUGACCGUGAUGGUGAAAGCUCAUUUCGCCGUGGUAGUGACCGUGAUGGUGAAAGCUCAUUCCGACGCGGUAGUGACCGUGAUGGUGAGAGCUCAUUCCGUCGUGGCGGCGAUCGUGAUAGCGAAGGCAAUCUUCGUCGAAACGAAGGUCCUCCUCGUCGUAACGGUGACCGCAACGGUGACGAUCGGUUCUUUGGCCGGUCACAGCAUGAAGGAUCGUAUCGGCCGCCGCGCAGUGGAGACCGUGAGGGUUCGUCGCGAGAUAUCGCCCGUGCUCCUGAGUCUGGCCGCUGGAGAUAG